AUGUCCCAGCGGCACUCGGACCGCUCGUUGGAAGAGAAGCUCCUGGAGUACCGCUUCCACUCGGAGCUGCGGCUCGAUGCCAGCGGGAACCCGGCAUCUGGACUCCCAAUGGUCCGGGAGUCCCUGCCAGUCGGGGCCAAUGCCGCCUUCCGGCCUGAAGCCCCGGCACCCCCACAGCCACCACCCCCAGGGCGUGAGGCACUACGGCCCAUCAUCCUGAGCACGCAGAGCCCCGCUGCCCUUAAGAUGGGCACUGAGCAGCUGAUCCCCAGGAGCCUUGCCAUGACCAGCAAGGCAAAGACCCCUGCCCGUCACCAGAGCUUCGGGGCGGCCGUGCUCAGCAAGGAGGCUGCCCGGCGGGACCCCCAGCUCUUCUCAGCCCCCAGCUUCUCCCUGGAUGAUAUGGACAUGGACAUGGGCCCCGGGGGGAUGCUGAGGCGAAAUCUAAGAAACCAGUCCUACCGGGCAGCCAUGAAGGGCCUGGGGAUGCCCGGUGGCAACGGGAACUCUGUCCUGCUCAGCCCCAAGCUCCAGACCCUGGCUGAGGAGCCCAGCCAGCCUCCCACCCGGGGACCAGCCAGAAAUAAGAGGACACUGGGACGGAAGCAUGCACACAAGGGCUCCUUCAAGGACGACCCCCGGCUCUACCAGGAGAUCCGGGAGCGGGGCCUGAACACCAGCCAGGAGUCUGACGACGACGUGCUCGAUGAGCCCUCCAGCCCCGAGGGAGCCCAGAAGGUGGACACCACCAUCGUGGUCAAGAGCUACCGACCUGCCCCCGUCACCUGGAGCCAGCUCCCAGAGGUGAUGGAGUCAGGCAUCCUGGACAGGCUGUCCACUGAGGAGCGCAAGAGGCAGGAGGCCAUCUUCGAAAUCCUCACGUCCGAGUUUUCCUACCAGCACAGCCUGAGCAUCCUGGUGGCCGAGUUCCUGCAGUCCAGAGAGCUGCGGGCCACCAUGACGCAGACAGAGCACCACCACCUUUUCUCUAACAUCCUGGACGUCCUGGGCGCCAGUCAGAAGUUCUUCGAGGACCUGGAGCAGCGGCACAAGGCACAGGUGUGUGUGGAGGACAUCAGCGACAUCUUGGAGGAGCACGCUGAGAAGCACUUCCACCCCUACGUCGCCUACUGCUCCAACGAGGUCUACCAGCAGCGCACCCUGCAGAAGCUGACGAGCAGCAACGCAGCCUUCCGCGAGGUCCUGAGAGAGAUCGAGAAGCGGCCCGCAUGCGGGAGCUUGCCCAUGAUCUCCUUCCUCAUCCUCCCCAUGCAGAGGGUGACCCGGCUGCCCCUGCUGACGGAUACACUCUGCCUCAAGACCCAGGGCCACCCCGAGAGGUACAAGGCUGCCAGCCGCGCCCUGAAGGCCAUCAGUAAGCUGGUGCGGCAGUGCAAUGAUGGAGCCCACAGGAUGGAGCGCAUGGAGCAGCUGUACACACUGCACACGCAGCUGGACUUUGGAAAAGUCAAGUCCCUCCCGCUGAUCUCUGCCUCCCGCUGGCUGCUGAAGCGUGGGGAGCUCUUACUGGUGGAAGAAACUGGGCUUUUCCGGAAAAUUAGCAGCCGGCCGACAUGUUACUUGUUCCUGUUCAAUGACGUCCUGGUGGUCACCAAGAAGAAAAGCGAGGACAGCUACAUGGUGCAGGAUUAUGCCCAGAUGGACCACGUCCAGGCAGAGAAGCUGGAGCCCUCGGAGCUCCCACUGCCAGGAGGCGGCAACCGCAGCUCGUCCGUGCCCUACCCCUUCCAGGUGACCCUGCUGCACAACAGUGAGGGGCAUCAGGAGCAGAUCCUGCUCUCGACGGACUCCGCGAGUGACCGGGCCCGGUGGAUCACGGCGCUGACAUACAGGGAGAGGGAGGGGCAGGGCCCCACCAGCAAGGGAGACUUGCCCCAGGUGGAGAUCACCAAGGCCUACUUUGCCAAGCAGGCAGACGAGAUCACACUGCAGCAGGCAGACGUGGUCCUGGUCCUGCAGCAGGAGGACGGGUGGCUCUACGGCGAGAGGCUUCGGGACGGAGAGACAGGCUGGUUCCCCGAGGACUUCGCGCGCUGCAUCACCAGCCGUGUGGCUGUGGAGGGCAACGUGCGCAGGAUGGAGCGGCUGCGGGUGGAGACGGACGUGUAGCCCAUCAGCCGGGCACCACGAGAGGCAGCCUGAGGCAGGUGCAGCCUGAGGCCCCCGACCAGCAAGUGGCUGUGCCUGGCUCCAGCGAGUGUGGUUGUCCUUUGCCAAGAGACCCCGGCUGCAGCGCUGGGCUCUGGACA
Cynocephalus volans (Philippine flying lemur) is the source of this 2270-nucleotide messenger RNA. RefSeq names its product Rho guanine nucleotide exchange factor 16 (gene ARHGEF16). The transcript is spliced from 14 exons. Gene Ontology annotation, molecular function: guanyl-nucleotide exchange factor activity; protein binding. Bases 1 to 2130 code for a protein of 709 amino acids. NCBI's taxonomy places the organism in Eukaryota, Metazoa, Chordata, Mammalia, Dermoptera, Cynocephalidae. The record is from RefSeq and is a predicted model, not a curated record. Gene Ontology annotation, biological process: activation of GTPase activity.